GUCGCAAGGGCCGUCCUGCAAUUCUAAAAGGAUCUCUCCUCCAAGCUAACAUUCUCUCUAGGUUGGCCCCCACAGUCUUCGCGGGUCCGAAGGCAAUACGGUUUUCUCUCCUCACUUUGCCCCUCAUCGAAGGAAAAUCGAUCCUUCCUUCCUCUCUCUCUCUUUCUCUCUUUCUCUUUCUAAUCUGUCUCUGUUUCUCAUUAUUCUAACAAGCAAGAAAGAUUAUCUCAAGAACAGUCAAUACAUCGGCUUCAACAUGAUUCGUUGAUUUUAACAGCAAUAGAAAGAUGAUGACAUUGGACAUUCUUUCAAUUGGGUUUUUUCUUCUAUCGAGAAUAUGGAUCUGAAUUCCUGUUUUGACUCGGGUGUUUCUCAUUCAAUUCCAUCGUUGGAGAUUUAAUAAGAGUCCUGUUAAUAAAUUUUGCGGUUCCUUCUUCCACACACAACCCCAUUUACGUUUUGAAACAGCCGCAAAGAUGUCCAGUUUCGUGGGUGUUCGUCUGUCUGAUUCAUCGCUUCAGGGCCAGUUCACUCAGGUCGAGCUUCGUGGGCUGAAAUCCAAGUUUAUAUCGUUAAGGAGUCAAUCGGGUAAAGUGACCGUUGGAGAUUUGCCGCCUGUAAUGGCCAAAUUGAAGCUUGUUCAUAAAAUGUUCACUGAGGAGCAGAUCUCUGCUAUAUUGAGGGAGUCUUUUGAUAUGAACGAUGAGAUCGAUUUCGAAGCCUUCUUAAAGGCAUUUUUGAAUUUACAAUCCCGAGCUUCAGCCAAAUUGGGUAAGAAUUCGUCAUCAUUCCUCAAGGCCACGACCACCACCCUUCUCCACACAAUAAGCGAAUCAGAGAAGGCUUCUUAUGUUGUCCACGUCAAUACUUACCUUGGAGAUGAUCCAUUUCUGAAGAAUUUUCUUCCUAUGGAUCCAGCUACUAAUGAUCUAUUUAAUCUUGCGAAAGAUGGUGUUCUUCUCUGUAAGUUGAUAAAUAUUGCGGUGCCUGGGACAAUAGAUGAACGAGCUAUUAACACCAAGAGAGUACUGAAUCCUUGGGAAAGGAAUGAAAACCAUACCCUUUGCCUUAAUUCUGCAAAGGCUAUUGGCUGCACGGUGGUUAAUAUUGGAACACAGGACUUGGUUGAAGGAAGGCCGCAUCUUUUACUUGGGUUAAUUUCUCAAAUCAUAAAGAUCCAACUGUUAGCGGACCUCAACCUUAAGAAGACACCUCAACUGGUGGAAUUAGUGGAUGACAGCGACGAGGUGGAGGAGCUUAUGAGUUUGGCCCCUGAAAAAAUCUUACUACGUUGGAUGAACUUCCAUCUGAAAAAAGCAGGGUACAACAAACCUGUUACAAAUUUUUCUUCUGAUGUAAAGGAUGGAGAGGCUUAUGCUUACCUUCUUAAUGUUCUCGCCCCUGAGCAUUGUAGCCCUGGUACCUUGGAUACUAAGGAUCCAGCUGAAAGAGCAAAAUUGGUACUUGAGCAUGCAGAACGGAUGGACUGUAAAAGAUACCUAACACCAAAGGACAUUAAUGAAGGCUCAGCAAAUCUGAAUCUCACAUUUGUUGCACAGAUCUUCCAUCAUAGAAAUGGCCUGUCAGUGGAUGACAAAAAGAUCUCUUUUGCGGAGAUGAUGACGGAUGAUGUGCAAGUAUCUAGGGAAGAGAGAUGCUUCCGACUGUGGAUCAAUAGUCUUGGAAUUACUUCAUAUGUCAAUAAUGUGUUUGAGGAUGUCAGAAAUGGAUGGGUCCUUUUGGAAGUACUUGAUAAGGUGUCUCCAGGAUCAGUUAACUGGAAGCAGGCAACAAAACCUCCCAUUAAGAUGCCGUUCAGAAAAGUAGAGAAUUGCAAUCAAGUUAUUAGGAUCGGGAAACAAUUGAAAUUCUCCCUAGUCAAUGUAGCUGGAAAUGAUUUUGUACAAGGAAAUAAGAAGCUCACACUUGCAUUUUUAUGGCAGUUGAUGAGGUUUAAUAUGCUCCAACUCCUCAAAAACUUGAGAUUCCAUUCCCAAGGGAAGGAGAUUACAGAUGCUGAUAUCCUAAGUUGGGUAAAUAACAAGGUGAAGAAAACAGGCAGAACUUCUCAGAUGGAGAGCUUUAAGGAUAAGAACCUAUCAAAUGGAAUAUUCUUCCUUGAACUUCUUAGUGCUGUAGAGCCAAGGGUAGUCAACUGGAACCUUGUUACAAAGGGUGAAACUGAUGAAGAAAAGAAGUUGAAUGCCACAUAUAUAAUCAGUGUUGCACGAAAGCUUGGGUGCUCUAUUUUCCUAUUGCCUGAAGACAUCAUCGAGGUAAACCAAAAGAUGAUCCUCACUCUGACCGCCAGCAUCAUGUACUGGAGCCUACAAAAACCAGCAGAAGAAUCAAAUUCAUCCCCCGCCGAAACCUCUGCCUCAGACUCACCCCAAGCAUCUCUUGUGGAUGAAGUAAAUGGAGGGGUAUUAGCAGGUGAGAUCUCACAUAUGACCAUAGAUGAUGCGACUUCAGAUACUGCAUCCGUGGCAUCUUCGCAGCUUGAAAAUGACAUUGCUUCAAUCGAAGAAUGACCAAUGAAUUUUAAAUCAGAACGGCCUUUCUUUCUAAUUUCUAGAAGAUACAGAGAGAUGAAUAUUUUUUUGCAGUAAAAAAUGUUGGGUCCUCCUUUUUUUUUGUGGGAAGGGAUGCACAGGUAUUUUUUUGAGAGUACUUGUAAUUCUUAAUGAAAGUCUUGUAAAAUCAUUAUUCUUUAUUUGAGCAGUAUAUGGGUUCCUCCCCCUCCACCCCCACCCCCCUCUUUUUGUAAUUAGAAUUUGCAAUUGUGUAGGUGUAUUCUUUUGACAAAUUUUAUGUUCAUGGGGUUGAAUAGUGAGAGUAAUAAUACUGAGAACAAACUGCUCCCA
Messenger RNA from Macadamia integrifolia, 2864 nucleotides. RefSeq names its product fimbrin-5-like. The record is from RefSeq and is a predicted model, not a curated record. The coding region runs from base 477 to 2531 and encodes 684 amino acids. Gene Ontology annotation, biological process: actin filament bundle assembly; actin filament network formation. The transcript is spliced from 15 exons. Gene Ontology annotation, cellular component: actin filament; cytoplasm; actin filament bundle. Gene Ontology annotation, molecular function: actin filament binding. NCBI's taxonomy places the organism in Eukaryota, Viridiplantae, Streptophyta, Magnoliopsida, Proteales, Proteaceae.